This is a messenger RNA of Linum tenue, 1377 nucleotides long. Lineage: Eukaryota; Viridiplantae; Streptophyta; Magnoliopsida; Malpighiales; Linaceae. The record is from the annotation of a GenBank genome assembly.
AUGGGUUUUGACGAGCAACAGUCUCUCAAGCUUCCAUUCAUAGAUUUCUCGUCAGAACCGAAACCAGGCACUCCCUGCUGGGAUUCCCUGAAACUCCAACUUCGAGAAGCACUCCAAGAGUACGGCUGCUUCGAGGCAUCUUUGGGCGACAGCAGGGUUCCUGGCGAGCUUCGACGUGAUGUUUUCAGUUCACUGGAAGAGCUUUUCGAUCUGCCUCUGCACACCAAGCAACAGAGCGGCGCUUCAGAGUCAUUUCAAGAUGGUUACGCCGCGACGCCCAACGGUUUCUACCAGAGCUUUGGGAUAGAAGAUCCCAAUUCGCUCCACUCCAUGGCUGGGGUGGUCUCUGAAUUCAAUCGCACCGUGAGGAGGAUGUUGCUGGAGAGUUUUGGGCUUGAGAAAUAUGUGGAGGAGCAUCUGAGUUCCACGACAUACAGAUUCAGGGUCAUGAAAUACGAAGCUCUCCAACCUCUUGAUGCUGCGACAGAAGUACUUGGGUUGGGAGUUCACACGGAUAAGAGUUUCAUGACCAUACUCUGCCAAAACGAGGUUGGGGGAUUGAAACUUCAAGCCAAGAGAGGGGAAUGGGUUAAGUUCGCACCUACUUCUCCUACCUCCUUCGUCGUUCUCAUUGGCGAUGCUCUUCAUAGCAAAUCGCUUAAAAUGGGUUCUGAUGAGUCUCUGAAGCUUCCAUUCAUAGAUUUCUCAUCAGAGCUGAAACCAAGCACCCCCAGUUGGGAUUCCUUGAAACUCCAAGUUCGAGAAGCACUUGAAAACUAUGGCUGCUUCGAGGCAUCUUUUCCCAACGACAAGGUUCCUGGCGAGCUUCGACGUGAUGUUUUCAGUUCAUUGGAAGAGCUUUUCGAUCUGCCUUUGCACACCAAACAACAGAGUGGUGCUUCUCAGUCAUUUCAACACGGCUACGUUGCGACACCGAUUCCUUUCUUCCAGAGCUUUGGGAUGGACGAUCCCAAUUUGCUUGACGUGGUCGAAACCUUCACCGACACAUUGUGGCCCCAUGGAGGAAACCCAAGUUUCAGCAACAACAUUCACUCCAUGGUUGGGGUGGUCUCUGAAUUCAAUCGCACCGUGAGGAGAAUGAUACUCGAGAGUUUUGGGCUUGAGAAAUAUGUCGACGAGCAUCUGGGCUCCACAAAGUACCACUUGAGGGUCAUGAAAUACGAAGCCGUCCAACCUCACGAUGAGACAGAACUCGGGCUGAGAGUUCACACGGAUAAGAGUUUCAUGACCAUACUAUGCCAAAAUGAGGUUGAGGGACUGGAACUUCAAACCAAGAAAGGCGAAUGGAUUAAGUUCAGACCGACAUCUCCUAGCUCAUUCGUCGUUCUGAUCGGCGAUGCUCUUCAUGUUCAGUGA